UGUAAAACAAAAAUAAAUGGAACAUAUUGUCACCUUAUUUUCUUUUACUGUGUUUGAACAUCAGAAACUCUGUCUCCAUUAAUGGAGCGAGAUUUCUUCACAAAUCUACCAUCAGAGAUCACCACUAACAUCCUCUCACGUCUCCCUCUUCGGAGCGUUGCAAUCAGCAAGUGCGUUUGCAAACCAUGGCUCAAUCUGCUCGAGUCCAACGAUUUCGAUUUCAAAACCCCACCCGCCCUAGCUCGCGUGACGUCAAACAAUUGGUUGUCACAUUGCAUGAUUUUCGAAAUUGAAGACGAAGACGAAGCUGAUCUGGAGAGCCAUGACCCUCACUACAAUCAGCUCACAGAUUCCGUAAUAUAUCACGGAUCAUCAAUAGCGGGUGUUGCUGCUAAUGGAUCACUUCUUCUAUUGGUUGUUGUAACCACAUACUCAAAUCCUACAUGUUGUCUUCACAUAUGCAAUCCGAUCACUCGUAAAUAUGUCUACCUCGACUUGCCUGAGGCAUACACUUGUUAUUUGAGUUUUGGAUUUGGUUUGAGCAAAAUAAGCGGGCAAUAUAAGGUGGUCUGUAUCAAUACUUUCUCUGGAUCCAAUCAUGUAUACACCCUUGGAACACGAACAUGGAGGCUCCUUGAAGAUGGCGCUCCUUCUGGUUUCAAUCUCCCUUCUAUUACGGCACAAUCUUGUCAUCUGGUUGAUGAAGGAAUACCAAGUCGAGGAAUCUUGGACCUAGAGUACAAGUUGAGUACUGCUCGUUUUGGUUUUGGUAAGACUAAAAUUCUUUAUGUUUUUCCUAUCAAAAUUUUCAAAGAUGGUGACAUUUUGAUGUUGCUGAACAGCAACCAGCUCAUCUGCUACUCCAACAAGACAAGAACUACUCAAAAGGUUGAUAUGUUUAAGGAUGCAUCUAAAAAGUGUACCUUCGCCAUGAUUUUCACUCCUAGCCUUUUAUCAUUUGAGAGUUUUGGGAUCAAGAAUGUGUUGUCGUUCUAGUUGAUAAUAUUAGUCUACAUUUGUGAGUUCGUGUUUAUAUGAGUUGUGGUCAUAACUCAUAUCUAAGGUUUCAUUGUUUGUAGUGUUCGGGUUUGGCCUUGUCGUGUAGACCCGACACUAGCUAGCAUAUAUAUUUGAGAUAUCGUUUAUAAUCUCAUUCUAGUUCAUAAUGUAGUCUACAUUUGUGUUUUAUUAUUAUUUGGUUGUAUGUGUUGAAUUUAUGGUGUGGUGUUCGGGUUUGGCCUUAUAUCGAACAUUCAUGAUAUGUCAUGGGCUAGCUAAUGCUAUAUUGUGGGUUGUUGUCUAUAAUCCCGUGCUUUCAUAAUGUUAAUCUGCAUUUUAUCAGUAUUGAAUCGUGUCAACACGAAUUAAAUUGUAUUGUUAUCAUGUCGGUGUUUUAUGAGACGUAUUAAUAUUGUUUUUCCGAUUAUUAACAAUUUUGAACCGAAAGCACCAAUUCACAAUUCGAGAACAAUGGCACCCGAACCGUAUCACCUGAAAAACGGGGUCAGGCCCAAUAGCCCAUUUAUGACAUUUCCAGUUUCAAAACCUGAGCC
This is a messenger RNA of Salvia splendens (bonfire salvia), 1553 nucleotides long. Its product is annotated as F-box protein At1g67130-like. The transcript is spliced from 2 exons. The record is from RefSeq and is a predicted model, not a curated record. NCBI's taxonomy places the organism in Eukaryota, Viridiplantae, Streptophyta, Magnoliopsida, Lamiales, Lamiaceae. Bases 82 to 996 code for a protein of 304 amino acids. Gene Ontology annotation, molecular function: protein binding.